Hordeum vulgare subsp. vulgare (domesticated barley) is the source of this 818-nucleotide messenger RNA. RefSeq names its product flowering-promoting factor 1-like protein 5. Lineage: Eukaryota; Viridiplantae; Streptophyta; Magnoliopsida; Poales; Poaceae. The coding region runs from base 44 to 379 and encodes 111 amino acids. The transcript has a single exon. Gene Ontology annotation, biological process: regulation of flower development. The record is from RefSeq and is a predicted model, not a curated record.
AUGUGGGUAGACAGAGGCAAAGGGAGAAAGAUCAUCCAGAUCCAUGGCGGCCGGAGGCGUGUGGGUGUUCCGGAAGGACGGGGUGAUGGAGCUGAAGAGCGCCGAGGUGCAGCCGUCGGCGGCGCCGGCGCCGAGCAAGAAGGCGCUGGUGUACGUGCCGGCGAACGAGAUGAUGCGGUCGCUGGAGGCGCUGGAGCAGCGGCUGGGGUCGCUGGGCUGGGAGCGCUACUACGAGAACCGAGACAUCGUGCAGCUCCACCGGCGCGACGGCGGCGUCGACCUCAUCGCCCUCCCGCGAGACUUUGCCAGGUUCCGGUCCACACACAUGUACGACGUCGUCGUCAAGAACAGGCACCACUUCAAGGUCGUCGACAUCUAGACAUGCAUCUUUCUGGUUCAUGUUUUGGUCGAAUCUGAUUGCGGUACUGGAUGUUGCUCUAUCCUCCUUAGAGUCGUGGCGGGGUUUUGGAUGAUGCUAGGUUUUCGCCUCAUACCCUUGUAUUCCUGAUGACAGGCGCAAGGCGGUGGGUUUCCUAGCAUUGCUCUGAGCUCGCUUCUCUCUCUUUCCCUUUUUCUCUUUGGUCUCGGAACAAAUCAAUGUAUUUCCGUUAUGCAUUUAAUGGAAAGGGGAGAAGCCCAGUUCAAAAAAAAAAUCUAAACAUGCAUCAUGCAUUUACCUACUUAUUACUUUCCCCGGCCAAGCUUGGAAGUCGGUUUUGCAAAUAAGCGCACGUGCAUAAUGGUGUGCGUGUCCUACUAUAUGAGUGAUCGAUUGUACUGCUAAUAGUUUCUGUGUAACAUAUGAUGAUGUUUUUGUA